UAGCUUUUUAGGAAAGAGGAAGCACUUACAAAGUGAUGAUCUCCAGGAGUUAGAGGAGGGAAAAGACCGUCUAACUCAAUCUUAAUUAGUAAGGAUCUCAGACAGAGAUUUUAGGGGAAUGUUCCUGCACUGGAUGGCAAACGAGCAGGGAGCUUUAGUUUGUGUUUCUCUGUAACACUGGGGACUGGCUGAUAAAACAUUUGUGAGAACAGAGAAGGAGGGGAAAGAACCAAAACAAGGGCAAAGAACAAUUUCAUCAAAGUAGACAUGAUCUCCUCCACAGUGUUGUUCUAUGGGAACUACGUGCUGUGCCAGUGUCUGGGACUGCUGUGUGUGGUGUUUGUCAGUUACUGGAACAUUGAGUGGCGUGGUGGCUUUGCCUGGGAUGCGUCCUUUCUGCAGUUCAACUGGCAUCCCGUGCUCAUGGUGACUGGCCUGGUAGUCCUGUAUGGGAACGCGGCUAUCCUAUACCGCAUCCCAUUUACCUGGAGUCAGAGGAAGCAGCACUGGAAGCUGGUGCACGCUGCUCUGCUGCUGUCCUCCCUGAUCCUGUCCAUCCUUGGGCUGUGUGCUGUGUUUGACUUCCACACAGGCUACCACAUCCCCAACCUGUAUUCCCUCCACAGCUGGGUGGGCAUCUGCACCGUAGUCCUGUUCACUGCCCAGUGGCUCCUUGGCCUGGUUGGUUUCCUGUCUCCCUGCUCUCCCCUCGGGUUCCGUAAGCUCCUGAAACCAGUUCACGCCUGGAUGGGCAUGGCCAUCUUUAUCCUCAGCCUGGCCUCCUGUCUCUCUGGCAUCAACGAAAAACUGCUCCUUGCUCUCAAUGGCAACAGCAACAGCACAGCAGCCUAUUCCUCACAUCCUGCAGAGGCCUUGUUUGCUAACUUCCUGGGUGUCCUAAUCGUGGCCUUUGGAUUGGUGGUCCUUGGAAUCCUGUCCAACCAGAGGUGGAGUAGGCUGGAGCCAGGGGAGGAGAGCUCUAGAUCAUUGCUUCCGGAGGACAACUGAAGAAGUAGAAGACCUUGGUGUUCUCUUCUUUCUCCCUGCCCUUUUCUAUUUUUGGAUAAUGGAUCAAUUGGAGACAAAGAACACUCUGAUGUUCCCUCCUGUGUCUCAGAACACCAGCUGUGGUAGUAGUUACACGUGACAUAAUGACAUGAUGACUGACAUGCAAUGUUUUUACUCUAUACCGCCUAUAGUAUACGGGAGACUAUGUGCAUUAAAGGCUUAUUGUGUGGUAAAAGCCCUAUAGAAAAGUUUGUAGUCAUUCACACAUCCUUAAAAACAUAGGUGUUGGGCUAAUAAAGAAUACUAGUACAGAACAAUAAUUCACCACUUUAUUGACAACCUUUUGAACCAAAACUAAUUUUUGUCAGGUAAAAAAAAAAAAACUGAGUGCUCACAUCCCAAAAUAUACACAUU
This is a messenger RNA of Oncorhynchus tshawytscha (Chinook salmon), 1422 nucleotides long. Its product is annotated as lysosomal membrane ascorbate-dependent ferrireductase CYB561A3-like. The record is from RefSeq and is a predicted model, not a curated record. Bases 268 to 1008 code for a protein of 246 amino acids. Gene Ontology annotation, molecular function: oxidoreductase activity. Gene Ontology annotation, cellular component: lysosomal membrane. NCBI's taxonomy places the organism in Eukaryota, Metazoa, Chordata, Actinopteri, Salmoniformes, Salmonidae. The transcript is spliced from 6 exons.